Struthio camelus australis is the source of this 1693-nucleotide messenger RNA. NCBI's taxonomy places the organism in Eukaryota, Metazoa, Chordata, Aves, Struthioniformes, Struthionidae. The record is from RefSeq and is a predicted model, not a curated record.
CCCUCGUCCUGGCAGCAAUAACGCGCCAGUCAGAUGUCAACAGCAGCUUUGCGGGCGCUGUGGAGGCGGCUCUUGUCUGUCUCCUCCAACUCCUCGCGGGAGACAGCUGGCUGUCCUGGAGGACUAUGCAGAUCCCUUUGAUGCUACACAAGUGGCUGGUAGCCAGACAGGACUGGAGAAGGUGAUGGAGAAUGAUGGAUAUAUGGAGCCAUAUGAAGCCCAGAAGAUGAUGGCUGAGAUCCGCCAGAAGGGCUUCAGGGAGGCUCCGGCCCGGCCGCUGCACCUCUAUGAUACUCCCUAUGAGCCUGUGCCUGGAGGGCUGGACAUGGACGGCGACCGCCCAGCUUGCCCCAGGCCCAGGGAGUCCCGGCUGCCUGAGGAUGAUGAGCGGCCGCCUGAGGAGUAUGACCAGCCCUGGGAGUGGAAGAAGGAGCGUAUCUCUAAAGCUUUUGCAGUUGAAAUCAAGGUCAUUAAAGACCUGCCAUGGCCACCGCCAGUGGGACAGCUCGACAGUGGUGAAAGCCCCCCGGAUGGCGAGGCCGGUGCCUCCGUCCCUCCACAGCAUGGCCAGCCGAACUACGAAGACACCAACGGCCAGGCAGAGGGGCUGGGAUAUGGCCGUACUUCGCCCUGCAGGGAGGAGAAGGCCAGAGCUGCCCUCAGACAUGGGACCAGCAGCCUCAAGAGCACAAAGUUGCUGAGCUUGGAGCAGGCUCCAUUCCUUGGGGAGAGGAUUGACCCUGCCCUGCCCCUGGAGAGCCAGUGCUGGUACCACGGGGCCAUCAGUCGGACGGAUGCGGAGACGCUGCUGAGGCUGUGUAAGGAGGCCAGUUACUUGGUGCGCAACAGCGAGACCAGCAAGAACGACUUUUCCCUCUCCUUGAAGAGCAGCCAGGGCUUCAUGCAUAUGAAACUGUCCCGAACCCAAGAGAACAAGUACGUGUUGGGUCAGCACAGCCCGCCGUUUGACAGUGUGCCGGAGAUCAUUCAUCACUAUGCCAGCCGCAAGCUGCCCAUCAAGGGGGCUGAGCACAUGUCCUUGCUGUACCCAGUGGCUAUCCGUACCCUAUAGUCCUUACCCCGGACGAGCCUGGCUCGACGCCGAGUAUACCCAAAGCUGGCCCAUCCACAGGGCUGUGCAGGGCUGAGCGCUGUGACGCCAAGGACGGGCUCUGGACCAGCAGCCUGCGAGCGGCUCAUUGGGCAUGGCCAGCGCUGUCUGGGAUUGCUGCAGCCAGACCCCUUGUCCUGCUCUCUCGUGGGGUGGCCGUGCACCGGUUUUUCUUUUAGGCUGACUACGAGGGAUUCCCCAUGUGAGGAGCUGAGCUGGGCUUGCCACCAUGCUCGCUGCCUGCCCGCUGCCCUUGCCUGCCUCCGGGCAGAGCUCAGGAAGCAAGAACUGGAGCUGGGGUCUUGGGAGAGGCCUGAGGUGGGCCAAGGUGGGGGAAACCUCUACCCAUGUGCUGCACAAGGGAGCUGAAAUACCCAUGCCUGCAGCCAAAGAAGCCCGGAGCCAUCCCUGGCAGAGGGCAAGGGGAGCUAAGCAGGGCCUGCUGGGGGGGGGCCGGGCAGGCUGGUGGGGCCCCAGUCCACGUGGGUGCUCGGUACUUGCCAUCUUCCUUUGCCAAAUGUAAAUAGUGACCGUCUUGGCCGUGCGUGCAGCACCACUGCCUAAUAAAGCAGUGCAUAGUUC